AUGACCCUGCGAUGCCGUGUCAUUGGUGGCUGCCAGGGACGUACGGUGCUCAUCAUCGGAGCAACAAGUGCUAGUGAGAGGUGCGCCGCGAUCGUGGCGCGCUCAUUAGGUGCCACUCGCAUAAUCGGGAUGUCGCACAAUGAAGAAACCCUCGCCGCCGUGGAAGGGCUCGAUGAUCGCGUCGUGCUUCGGGAGCCUUUCGCCCUUCCCCCAAGUGUGGGGCCGGUACAUAUCGUCCUGGACUACAUUGGUAGUGGUCCUGCAGUUUCAGGGAUCUUGCAGACGGUUCGGGCAGUGCCCAUUUGCAUCCUGGGUACUGGAAUGGGGUGUUUCACCGUGCAGGAUUGGAACAACGAGCUGCCAGAAAUUAUGAAGAUGAUUUCCCAGAUGCAUAUCCCAUUCUCCAUUUUCACUGUUCCUCUGAGUGAUGUUGCGACUGCGUGGGAAUCUGAAGACACUUUGACUAAGAGGUGGGUUUUGCUGCCUAAUGUAUGA
Molecule: messenger RNA, 495 nt
Organism: Aspergillus caelatus
Lineage: Eukaryota; Fungi; Ascomycota; Eurotiomycetes; Eurotiales; Aspergillaceae
Exons: 2
Coding region: 1-495 (164 amino acids)
Source: RefSeq, a predicted model, not a curated record